UACGGUGUCUGUCCAAAAAGUAGUGCACCUAAAAAUAUCACCAGAAAACACAUAAACCGGCGGUGUAACAAAAACUCUGCAUCGUCGUCUUCCAGCUGACGUCAUUCUAUACUCUCUCUGUCUCUCAAGAUUGUAAAGCUAAGUUGUUGUAUAUCCGAUGGGAUAUAUAGGUGUUCAUGGAAUUAAUGCACUGCAUAGAUACAAGUACAGUGGUGUUGAUCACUCUUAUCUUGCUAAAUAUGUCCUGCAACCGUUCUGGACCAAAUUUGUUACUUUCUUUCCUCUUUGGAUGCCACCGAAUAUGAUUACACUGAUGGGAUUCAUGUUCUUGCUCAUCUCUGCGUCACUUGGCUAUAUAUAUUCACCUCAAUUGGAUUCUCCACCACCAAGAUGGGUUCAUUUUGCUCAUGGAUUACUCCUCUUUUUGUACCAGACUUUUGAUGCCGUUGAUGGAAAACAAGCUAGAAGGACAAAUUCUUCUAGUCCAUUAGGAGAACUUUUUGAUCAUGGAUGUGAUGCGCUUGCUUGUGCGUUGGAGGCAUUGGCAUUUGGGAGCACUGCUAUGUGUGGAAGAUACACAUUUUGGUUCUGGGUGAUUUCAGCGGUUCCGUUCUAUGGAGCAACAUGGGAGCAUUAUUUUACCAACACAUUAAUCCUACCGGCCAUAAACGGACCAACAGAAGGUCUCAUGCUGAUAUAUGUUGCACACUUCUUUACGGCUAUAGUUGGUGCUGAGUGGUGGGCCCAAGAUGUUGGGAAGUCUAUUCCGUUGCUGGGAUGGGUUCCGUUUAUAGAUGGAAUCCCUACUUAUGGAGCAGUUUUGUUUUGCAUGAUACUAUUUGCUGUUAUACCAACAAUCACUUUUAACGUUCAGAAUGUUUACAAGAUUGUGCGUUUGAGACAUGGAAGCAUGCUAAAGGCCUUGGCUAUGCUUGUUCCAUUUGGUGUGCUAUUGGCAGUAGUUUUGCUGUGGGAUUAUAUGUCUCCAUAUGAUUUGAUUGGAAAAUACCCUCAUAUGGUAGUUAUGGGAAUUGGGCAAGCAUUUGGAUUCCUUGUGGGAAGGAUGAUAUUGGCUCACUUGUGCGAUGAGCCCAAGGGAUUGAAAACUAGUAUGUCGAUGUCUUUGUUCUAUCUCCCUCUUGCGAUUGCAAAUUCACUCACUGCUUGGUUAAAUGAUGGAAUUCCUCUGGUUGAUGAGAAAUGGGUUCUUCUUGGUUUCUGUCUAUACACGGGUGCACUGUAUCUACACUUUGCAACAUCAGUUAUUCACGAAAUAACAACUGCUCUCGGAAUCUAUUGUUUUAGGAUCACAAGAAAAGAGGCUUGAUACAUCAUACAUGUUCAUGUGCCAUUUGAAGGGCCAUAACUAUCUCAUGCUUCCAUUCACAAUACCAUCUAACCAGAGUGCUAUUUGGCUGCAAAUGGGUCACUAUAUUCCAACUAUAUUCAGUCUCUCUAUGACUCCUAUGUAUCCCUAUCAUGUGUUUUGGUGCAACUGUCGCUUCUCGACAUGGGUUUCUAUUCUUUUGUAGGAAACAUUUACAGUUUGUUUAGCAUGUUUCUUUUUGCUUUCUUUUUCAUCCUGUUAUAUAUUAUGGUUCAGGUGGCCAUCGUGGUAUACUUAACUGUACUCUAAGAGUGCUUUUGUGACCGGAUCGUUGGGAGUAGAUACAUUAUAUUUUCCAAAUAUCUAUUAAUAUACUUUAUACGGACUUUAUAAGGUUA
This is a messenger RNA of Erigeron canadensis, 1725 nucleotides long. RefSeq names its product choline/ethanolaminephosphotransferase 1-like. The record is from RefSeq and is a predicted model, not a curated record. Bases 158 to 1327 code for a protein of 389 amino acids. Gene Ontology annotation, cellular component: membrane. The transcript is spliced from 20 exons. Gene Ontology annotation, molecular function: phosphotransferase activity, for other substituted phosphate groups. Gene Ontology annotation, biological process: phospholipid biosynthetic process. Lineage: Eukaryota; Viridiplantae; Streptophyta; Magnoliopsida; Asterales; Asteraceae.